Molecule: messenger RNA, 3304 nt
Organism: Megalopta genalis
Lineage: Eukaryota; Metazoa; Arthropoda; Insecta; Hymenoptera; Halictidae
Product: tetratricopeptide repeat protein 39C
Biological process (GO): cilium assembly
Molecular function (GO): protein binding
Source: RefSeq, a predicted model, not a curated record
UUUGCUCUGUUCCCGAAGAGAAUUUCACAAAAUUAUCGUGUUUUUGUCAAGUUGAUUUUGUAAUUAACUGGAAAGUGUCUAAAUAAUUUGUUAAGUCGACGUCGGCUUAUACAUAUUGUUCGUUGCAAAACUAGAAUAUACUAGACAUUUUUACUCCGCUUGAUAAUUCGUACGACCUUCGUUACGAUUUUUAGAAUUUUACAAAAUUAUCACGUUUCGCCGAUUUGAUUUGCAAGUGACUGUGAACUGUCUGAAAAAUCUGUUGAAUUUCUUGCCGUUCGACAAUUUGUGUGGAACUCGUUUAACACACCGGACGAGAAUUUUCUGUAGUUAUCGAGUUUUAACGAUUCGUUUUGGAUCGAAUUCGAAAAAUGUGUUAAAUCGACGUCAGCGUCGACUUCCCCGGAGCGGAAGCACUGACAUUGUUGUUGACAGUGUGAGCGAGAUGUCUGCCACCUGACGCACCCUCACGUGGCAAACACCGCAGUGCACCCCAUACAAUAGCUCAUUGAAAUUGGACAAUAAAAAAGAUCGGUUUCGCCAUGGAGAAGAAACCUGAGGAGGUGCAGGAAUGGCGGAUCGCCAGAGAAGGGAUUUCCCUGUUUCUGAACAACAAAACAGAGGAGGCCAAGGCUCUGUUUAGCAAAUACCCUAAUAGCUUCCACGUUCGAGCCGGCCGCUGCUUCGUUUCAUUCAUGAAUGCAUUAAUGACAUUCGAGGAUGGUUAUCUCGACGCGGCCAUACAACUGCUGAAAAGCAUGGAAAGGGAGUGCGCGAUGGACAUAGGAUGGCUCAAGUCUGUGAAGAGUCAAGUCUUCAGAACGGAAGAAACAGGAACUGAUUACGUGAACAGACUGGAGCGACAGAUUGUCCUGGCGGACUCCAAGUUCUGCAGAGCGAUAUUAACAUUGUUGCAGCAAGAAUUGACCGGUUACGUCCGCGGUGGCUGGACGUUACGUAAAGCUUGGAAGGUCUAUCAGUAUGCACAUUCGCAGAUCUGGCAGCUAUAUCAACACACGUUUGGCAGAAAGCCCUCUGGCGUUCACACAAGAUGCAGCACACCUUCGUCCAUCGACUCCACGUACUCGUUGCACAGCCCUCGGAGUCAAGGAUCGUCGGAAUUGUCCAUAUCGUCCUGCAACGAUUCCGCGAACAAUCUAACACCGGUGUCGUCGCCGUCGAGCCUGCGAAGUUCUCUGUCGAUGCUUUUCUCGCUCACUGGCAUCAACUAUGAACAGCAGACACCGUUCGUGGCACCGUCUGAGGUGUCCCGAUUGAUGUCAGCAGUGAACUUCGGUUACGGUAUCUACCAAUUAUGCGUCAGCUUGCUGCCACCGUCUUUGGUGAAGGUGAGCCAUCUUCUUGGCUUCGAGGGUGACAGAGAGGCGAGCCUCGCUGCCUUGAAGAACGCUCGUCUCAGCGAGGACAUGCGAGCUCCGUUGGCGACUUUGUCCUUGCUCUGGUACCACACGAUCGUCCGUCCAUUCUUUGGUCUCGAUGGGAAUAAUCUCCGAGCAGGUGUCAGCGCCGCGAAACAAUUAAUCGCCGAGUGCCAUCCAGAAUUCAGCGACUCCGCGCUUUUCCUUUUCUUCGCAGGUCGAAUCGAAAGGCUCGAGUCGAACGUUGCCGGUGCCCUCGAGGCCUACAAGAAGGCGGUCGAAGUUUCGAAUCAAAGGGAAGUGAAGCUACUUUGUCUGCACGAGAUGGCCUGGUGCUACCUCAUUCGUUUCAACUAUGACAAAGCCUAUCCGUCGCUGUCGCAAUUAUGCUACGAGUCCAGGUGGUCGAAGAGCUUCUACGCUUACUUGGGAGCAGUUUGCUGUGGUGCUAUUGGCAAUUUGGACAACUUGGCGAUGAACUAUCAGAAAAUUCGUUACUUCGCCAAGCAGAGAAACCGUGAAACGCAGUUAGGAUUGUUCAUUCAGCGCCGCUCGUCUAAACUCGAGGACCAAGAAACUGGGCAACCCUACACGGUGUUGUAUUACAGAUUACUUGUCUACGAACUGCUAUACUUGUGGAACGCUAUGCCGUCCUGUACUUCGGAUUCGCUGCGUAGAGUACUUCUGGGAAGAACGUUGAGUGUCUGAUCUACGGUCCUACAAAAGAUCGAAUAAUCUGAUUAUGAGGACGAUCCGAUGAGCGGUCGAAGCACGCUUUGUUGCGCCAAUAAUGGAGGAACCUGUCCAGCUGUUUUAUUCAAUUCCUCUCGCACGACCGCUUGGUACUACAAAUUCAUCAAACCUGUUGUAUUCUGCGUGAUUACAUCGUUAUUAGCAAUGUCCGUGUCCCACGUCUGUGACAAAUAUUCCGCCAGCAGUACCUUCAAAGUAAUCAGAUCGGAUUUAGUGACCCUGAGAACUCAUUUGAAUACAUUAUCGAUGGAAGUGCAGAACGUGAUGGAGACGCGCGACGACUUGAGAAAUAAGUUGAACGAAGUCGGACACGUGAUCCCGAAAAUGGCCGAGGCCAUUAAGUAUCUGAGGAACGAGGUGUCCGAAGGAAUGAAGGCAAUGUCCCCCAAUAUGGUAAAAGACUUGGUGAGAACCGAAUUGCAGACGUACGACGCUGACAAAACCGGAAGAACGGACUACGCUCUCCAAAGUUCAGGAGGCGCCAUUCUCUCGAUAAGAAACACGGAAACGUACUCGGCUGGUGCUCCAGUGUUGAAACUCUUCGGGAUCCCGCUUUGUCAACAACAGAACACACCUCAGGCUAUCAUUCAGACUGGCGUUCUUCCGGGCGAGUGUUGGGCGUUUAAGGGCAGCACUGGUAGCGCUGUGAUACAGUUGCUCGGCUCUGUCAUUGUUUCCGGAGUCAGUCUGGAGCAUAUUCCGGAAUCCAUAUCGCCCACGGGAGAAACGAGCACCGCGCCGAAGAACUUUUCCCUUUGGGGGCUGGAUUGUGUGGACGACACACAUCCUUUCUUCUUCGGUGAAUUUAUGUACGACAAUAGUGGCCCACCUAUACAAUAUUUUGAGACCCAGAAGGAGCAGAAAAAGCCGUACGAAAUAGUCGAAUUAAAGGUUCACACGAACAGUGGCAACAGCGAAUACACCUGCAUCUACCGGAUACGGAUACACGGUACCCUAAGUCAGAAGAACAGAUAAUUCCAGCUGUUCGACGAUCAACGAAAACGAAAGCAGAAAUCUCAGCACGAUCUUUUCGAAGGACCGGUACCAUGAGUUCUCCAAAAUGGCGUCCACGUAGCAUAAUGUUUAUAAUAUAAUAUCGAUUUCGAUAGGAUUUUCGUGCGUAUUUUAUGUAUACUUUAUCGUGUAGUUAAUAAAGACAUGUACACCUGAUA